This is a messenger RNA of Fusarium redolens, 1073 nucleotides long. RefSeq lists its product as uncharacterized. Bases 498 to 737 code for a protein of 79 amino acids. Gene Ontology annotation, cellular component: mitochondrial intermembrane space. Lineage: Eukaryota; Fungi; Ascomycota; Sordariomycetes; Hypocreales; Nectriaceae. The record is from RefSeq and is a predicted model, not a curated record. The transcript is spliced from 4 exons.
GGGUUGGUUGCUGGAAGCUUGGUGUGCUAAAUCACAGCCCCAUUUAACUGUUGGAUAUUCAUAAAACCAAGACAUUGCAUAUCUUACUUAUAGGACUUAAAUAGGAUUGCAGAUAUUGUGGUGAUGGACGUACUAUUCAUAGCCACACAUACUAAUAUCACUUUCCAGUCAACUUGAUAACUACUAUAUGUACCUACCUACUAACCACAAGGUACCUAGGUAUAUAUUGGAAUACUGUGGAGGAAAAGAGCGUAUUUCUCCUCUUCCUAGCCAGUAGUGGUUGGCCAAGGAAGCAUGACAUCAGUCUUCUCCAUUUAAUCCACGUUCAACUCUCCCUUUCUUCCAUCAUCUUGGAUCGCCAAUAUCAGAUUAUCACUCGUUAUUCUUACACAAGAGACAAAAGCGUCUUCAGUUCACAUGCCUAUUGGACAUUGACUUGGUACCACAUUGAUGCGGAAAACCGCCGUAUACUGCAAAUUAUCAUACUAUACACGAUAAUGGCUCUGAAAGAUGAUGUCGAGGCUAAGCCUGCUUGUCAUCCUCGUGCAUGUGCAAUUCAAAACUGCCUUACCAGCAAUGGCUACAACGAAGCCAAGUGCCAAACCGCAAUCAAGCGGCUUUACGAAUGCUGUGAAGCUUUUUACGAACGCUACGGUGAAGAUGCGUCUACUGUGAGCUGCCCGAAGCCCAAUCUGCUCAAGCUCAAAAUGAAGCAACUUCGGGAGGAAGCAAAAUGAUCUGUAACGCUCGUCUUUGGUGUGUCCGCCGGUUUGGGAAACGCUGGCAACUUGAAUGAUGAGCGCCGAAUUUCUUCUAGGCGAUCGUUGAGCACGCGAGAGGCCUCAUGGACCUGAACAAGCAUUGAGGGCCUGUUCCGAGACUCUAAUACGAAUGCCGAUGACAUUAUGAUAGAGAAGAAGAGAAAAGAAAAUUAAAUUUCCUGUUUGGUGGAGACGUACUUGAACUAGGACAGUGUCGAGUGCGAACUCACCUGAUAAUGCACUGUACAUUAUGCGCGCGUGCAAUCGCGGCUGUUUUCUCUUUAGCGCAAAAAUCCGUAGCUUGCUCAAAAG